ACAAACAACAACAAAAAAAAAAAAAAAACAGAAAGAAGAAGUUCUCAUUCUGAAAAACGAGGACAAUGCUAUCCCUACGCCUCCCUAUUCCGAGUGAGAACGUCUUUACCCCGCUUAAGCCCAAACCUCAGCGCUUCCCCAACUCCAAGACCCAAACACACCUCUUCUGCUCGCCGUCUCUGUCGGAGCCGAAGCUUCACUUACCCCGCGCCACCGCGGCCGAUGCGGCGGUCAAAGAGGAGAGAGAAGAGAAGUUAAAUGACGGAGCUACCCCUCAGGAGGAGGAGUUGCCGGAGGGGCUAAACCUAGAGCUGAUGCCGAAGCACGUGGCGGUUAUAAUGGACGGAAACGGGAGGUGGGCCCAGCAGAGAGGGCUUCCGCCGGGAGCAGGGCACGAGGCCGGCGUACAGUCGCUUCGAGCUAUUGUGGAGCUCUGCUGGCAAUGGGGAAUCAAGGUUCUCACGGUUUUCGCUUUCUCUUACGAUAACUGGAUUCGCCCCACGGUGGAGGUUGAGUUUUUGAUGAGCUUGUUUGAAAGAGUGAUAAAGUCAGAACUGGACAAAUUUGCAAGGCAAGGUAUAAGAAUAUCUGUUAUUGGGGACUCGUCAAGACUCCCAGAAUCCCUACAGAAACUGAUUAGAGACGCAGAGGAGAGAACAAAAGAACACUCCAAGCUCCAACUCAUUGUGGCGGUAAGCUACAGUGGGAAAUACGACGUCGUCCAAGCCUGCAAAAGCAUUGCUGACAAAGUGAAAGAUGGCCUUGUACAAGUUGAUGACAUAGACGAGGGCUUGAUAGAACAAGAAUUAGAAACAAAUUGUACCGAGUUUCCCUACCCCGAUCUGCUCAUCCGAACCAGCGGCGAACUUAGAGUCAGCAACUUCUUGUUGUGGCAAUUGGCCUACACCGAACUCUUCUUCGCACCCGAUCUCUGGCCUGAUUUUGGGAAAGAUGAGUUUGGAGAGGCCUUAGUUUCGUUUCAGCAAAGACAGAGACGCUACGGCGGUAGAAAAUAAGCGACUUUCGAUUAAAAGUAAAUUAAUUCUUUUUUAUUUCCUUUAGGAGCAUUUGUAAUAAUAUUAUGCAAAGCUCUUAAGGCCGUUUUAGCAUAUAUUUGAAUGUGAACCCUACAAAGUAGAAUAGCUUCUGCUAUUGCCUAGUUAAUCAAUCUUAAGUUGGUUGAUUUGCAUAUAGAAUAAUGUUAUAGCUUCUUCUAGCUCUAUGACUAUAUAUCAAUAUUUGUAUAUAAAAGACGCAGACAAUUAAUAUGUAUCUUCCAAGCAUAGUUAAUCAAGAUUUAAA
This is a messenger RNA of Morus notabilis, 1302 nucleotides long. RefSeq names its product dehydrodolichyl diphosphate synthase 2. NCBI's taxonomy places the organism in Eukaryota, Viridiplantae, Streptophyta, Magnoliopsida, Rosales, Moraceae. The record is from RefSeq and is a predicted model, not a curated record. Gene Ontology annotation, cellular component: chloroplast stroma. The transcript is spliced from 3 exons. Gene Ontology annotation, biological process: polyprenol biosynthetic process; plastid membrane organization; response to cold. The coding region runs from base 66 to 1016 and encodes 316 amino acids.